Messenger RNA from Lottia gigantea (owl limpet), 2253 nucleotides. RefSeq lists its product as hypothetical. The transcript is spliced from 6 exons. Gene Ontology annotation, biological process: cytosolic ribosome assembly. Bases 71 to 862 code for a protein of 263 amino acids. Gene Ontology annotation, cellular component: mitochondrial matrix. The record is from RefSeq and is a predicted model, not a curated record. Lineage: Eukaryota; Metazoa; Mollusca; Gastropoda; Lottiidae.
UGAAUUGGCAAAUAGCACGCUUCGAGAACCAAAAUUUACCAAGGACGAAGAAUAGAAGUCUACAUUGAAAAUGGCAGGAAUAAUACGAAACGGUUUACUGUCUGCAGCCAGACGAUUGUCAAAUCCAACAAAGUGUUUCCUUCAAACACCCACAGCUUCUCUCAAUGCAUCAAAUACUAGACUUUUAUCCACAAAAUUGACUGGAAGCCUUUGGCAAAUGAGCAAUAACAAUGUUUCUAAAACACGUGUUCACCACUUGAUGAAUUGCAAAUGUGGCUGCAGGAGUUAUUCCACUGACGCCGAUGAGGAGAUGACAAAUAUUCUAGAAGAUGAAAUAAUGUUAGAAUCUGAAAAAGUUUUAGACCUGCCAAAAAUUUCGUCAUUUAAAGUCGCUAAGCUCGAUGGCAGCCACUUUGAACUUGAAAGAAAACAAGGGAAUGAAACAAUAUCGAUUGAAGUUAACGUGAAUGCGGCAGUAGAGUCAGCGGGACCAGCAGAAGAAGGAGAAGAUGAAGAAAUGAUUUGCAGGCCAGAUUUUGAGGUGAAUAUAUCUAAGAAGGGUAGUAAACAUGUCUUGUCGAUUUUUUGUAUGUUUGACAAGUCUGAAGAUAUGGAUGAAGACACUGAUUUAUUCAUCAUCCACUCUAUAUCUUUAUAUAAUGAAAGUAAUGAAGAUGCAACAUAUACACUUCAAGCUGAAAAUCUAGAUGAAGAUAUGUACAGAAUGUUUAUGACUUACCUUGAAGAUCGUAAACUUGAUAAAGAUUUUGCAGAUGAAUUAAUAGAUUUUGCUACAGUAUACGAACAUCAGCAAUAUCUCAAAUUCUUGGAAAAUAUUAAAUCAUUUGUAUCCUCCAAGUGAACAAUAUGAAUUCAUCAUUAAAUAGACACAUGAAUCAAAUUUUCAUUUUAACUGUAAAUUUAGUGACAUACGGAUGAUCAAAAUAUAGACAUAGUCUAUUUCUUACACCAUCUGAUAGAGUGUUGUUUCAACUACCUGUAUCCCUUUUAAGAUAAAAUUCAAAUUAACAUGAAUCUAAUUAAGUUAGAUAACAAUUUCCUAUCUUUUUGGUGUUCUGAUAAUUUUUGUCCCUACAAUGUAGACCAAAAAUAUGAGAAAACAAAAAAUUCGAAAUUGUGAUUGAUUUUAAUCAGAUUGAGAUGCCAUGAUAUUAUAUAAGAUAAAGAAUAGAGAGGUUUAAGAAAAUGAUAAAAAGCCUGAAUUUUUGAAAUAAAAUAAACUGCUAUCUUAAACUAGAUUAUACGCAGACUAGACAUGAGAUUUUCAAUAUGAAAAGUGUUAUGGAUGGUUAAAAUUUAUUUUUAUCAGCUGGUUAUAGAAGAUACUCUCCUAUAGAAGCACUGGCCUAGGUCACAAGUAGAGACUAUGGAUUUCCACAUGAAAACUAUUUCAAUUCAAACAGAAUAUGUUUUACGGAAGAUUAUUCAUAGAUUAUUACUUCUGAAGAGAUUACAAGCUAAAAUAUUUAGUUGUGAAAGUGAAUAGAACACUUUAGCCAGUAGCAUCACCCAUUUAAGAUCUGUUGUAUUUUUACAAAAACCAUGGAUGUUUUAAAAAAAAAAAAACAAGAACAGUCCUUUUUGUUACCGAUAGAAAAGAAUGUUAAUUGAAAGAAUAUGAAGACUAUUAUGAAAAUGAGUUUAAUUUUUUUGUGUUAAAUCAUCCUGAAAGUGUAUUGAUUGUUUUCUUCAUAAUCAUCGUUAGGCUUUAUCUCAUUAUAUAUGUUUGUUAUAGACUGAAAGAGCGUAAAGGCUUGAUAUAAGUUGUUUUUCGUAAAAAUCUGUACCUGGAAAUCUGGAAAUGUGUUGAUGAGUGGAUUGAUUGAGUGAUAUAAGAAUCAGCAUGAUUCAGAGACAGGCAAAAGUAAAGUAUUUAACUGGAAAAAUGAUUUCUUGAUAAAAUACAAUUGUGCCACUCUGUUUGCGAGUUGGACACAGUAUUCUCUUAGUAUUUCAGUCAGAAUAAAUCGAGGCAUACCUGUUUCUCCAAUGCGAUAUAUAGAUGGGAUAUAGUCACCUUACCAUAAUGAUAUCACAUAUGAGGAACUGGUAUGGUUAGAUUUGUCAGACUGAGUAUUUCAUAUCGAACUUACAGCUUUUGUCAGUUUGUAAUAUGACUGCUCAUUCAUAAUAAAUAAACCAGUAACAUUAUUUUGUUCAUGUAUUUUGCUGUAACAAUUAGCUUGUUUUAUGGAAGAUUAAAAUUGUAGAUCCUUAAAUGAAUCGCUUUUU